Molecule: messenger RNA, 7163 nt
Organism: Heterotrigona itama
Lineage: Eukaryota; Metazoa; Arthropoda; Insecta; Hymenoptera; Apidae
Source: the annotation of a GenBank genome assembly
AUGCAUACAAGUUUAAAUGCAAGAAACAUUAUUACGUAUAUUAAUAAAUACGUACCAAAUAUUUCACGUGUAUCAAAUUCAUCUAUAAUAUCUUCAUCUUCAUCUUCUGCAGUAAUUUCUCUUUCAUUUAUUUUUUUAUAUAAUUUGGGAUUAAUAUUUUCUAAUGUGUCACCCAUUUUUCUUCAUAAAAAAAAAGAAAACAUAUUACACAUCAUAAAUAAAUCUAACAAAAUUAUUUUAUUAAUUUAUAUACGUAUUAAUUAGAGUUUUACAAUAAUCAGGAUAUAUAGGGAUAAGAAUAAUAGUGAAUUCAUUUCACCUGUCCUUGCGGUAGUUACAACUAGUUACGGUUUUCAGUAGUAAAUAUAAUCAUUGGGCUUAUAUGCGUGUUCUUUUUUAGGGUAUUUUAACCUAAUAGACUACAGCCACAGACGAGAUAUAUUUUGAUUUUAAUUCCCAUCACUAGUAGUGCUGCAAUGCAAAAUCUGCCUGAAUCGGUACGAUAGGAUGUGACAUGAAAAUGGUACGGUUUUGAGAACCAUAUUACCAUGGCCGAAAAAAUACAUGGUGUUGCGAUGUCUAUUCAUAUACCUCGUCUGUGCUAUGGUCGAAAAAAUACAUGAUGUAAUGUCUAUUCAUAUACUUCGUCGAUGAUUCGUCAGUGCUAGUGAUUUUUUUCCUAGUUGGUAUUUUAGACCCUGAAACUCCAUUUAAUGUCUAGUUUAUGCUAGUUAGUUAGUGGUGCCAAUUACUUCUGGCUACGAUCUUUUUAACUUCCUGUAUAUUUAAGAAUCUCUUCAGAUGUGAGAGAAUUCUAAGAAUCAAAUAAGUUUUUUUUUGUUCGUAGUAUUAUUUAAUAUUUAAAUAAAUUUUUUAAUAUUGUAUCAACAAAGACUUCAUUGAUUUACAUAUGUAUAAUAUAUAAAAAUAAUGUAAGAUAUAUAUAGAAUAUGAAUGUAAUACAUAACCUUUUACUUCUUUUUUAUACUUCUAUUUUUUUUUCAUAUUUCUUUUUAUUCUUUUAUAUUUCUUUUUGAUACUUAUUUAUAUUUUAAUUUACAAACAAUUUUAAUUGCAGUUUGAAAAUGGCUACAUCUCUUGCAGAACAAUUAAAAAAAUUAAGAACACCUCAAACACAAAUACUAUAUCAGGAUAAAAAACGUGCUAGCUUAUUGUUUGAUCCUAGAGAGGCUGCUAACUUAGAUAAAGAAACAGUUCUAAGUAUAGGUCAAAAUGGAUUGCAAGAGUUAAUUAAGCUGUCAGAUGUAUUUUUAGAAUUCGAGCAAACCCUUUUUGCACAAAGUUCACUGAGUCUUGAACGUGCUAUACAAGACAUUAAAGUCAACAAAAAAUUAGAUGGAGAGAUUGAGAGAUUUCUCAUCUUUUUAUCUCCUUAUUUCUUACUUAAUAAUGCUCAUAAAGCUCUUGAAUGGUUAAUAUAUAGAUUUCGCAUACAUGAAUUUAAUAGAGAUCAAUUUUUACUUUUAAUAUUACCUUAUCAUGAAACUCGAAUGUUCGUUAGGGCAUUGCAAUUAUUAGAUUUAUCCGAUGAAGCUGGUAAUUGGCAUUGGUUAGAACCUCUUCAAAAGCCUGGUAUUCCCUUGGCUUCUAUAACAUUAAUCAAUCGUCUUGGUUCCGAUAAUGCUUUGUUAAAAUUAAUUUGUAACCAUGUAACUACUGCCACUAAAAUAUAUUCAGAGCGAGCAUCUUCUUUAAAUACUUUAUAUGCAUUUUAUACAACUUCAAUAUUAGGAAUUCUUGAUCGAUCAUCUACUAUUUCUGAGAUACAAAUGGGUCAUAUGUUACCAACUAUUUUGAAAGGCCUAGAAAGUUCUAUCUCCGAUUUUGUAGCUAGCACUUAUAUGAUCCUAGCAAAAUUAAUGUUCAAAGAGAAACUGAACAGUGAAACCAUGGAGAAAUUACUCUUGAAAAUAUUCAGGAAAACAUACUUAAAAGAAGAAGCAUUGCUCCUGUUAUUUGUCUUAUACAAUGUACCAGUUCAUUCGCUCACUAGUGUCCCACAAAGUCUUGCUACACGAUUAUCGGAAUUAUCCUGGUUCGUUGAACUCGCAAUCAAACUUCAGUCAUCUCGUGAACAUCAUCACGUGAACAUAUUAAAAUUCAUUGUACCAUUACUACAAACAAGUUGCCGUAUGAUCGUGGACAAUCCGCCAGAAUAUAAACUACAAAAAAUGAUGAAUGAGAUAUUAAUGCGAAUAAAGCUGGACAAUAUUGGAGUGGAUACCAUCUUAUGGAACAUACUGCAGAAGGAACUCCUUUCAAAUGACAUGUCAAAAGAGGCGAGAGAUUUCCUAAUAAAAUUAUAUCAUAGUUUUGAAAAAAUGUAUCCUGAAAGAUUCGAUGAUUAUCUAAAGGGACUAAUGAAACGUAGCGAGACAGACAAGAAUUCCAAAUUGGCAUUACAGUUUGUCACAUCUUGGCAUUUUGGAGCCAAAAAUACACGAGAAGUCGUUGGCAUACUUGACAAAUUGAUUCAUAUUAAUCCAGUUCAAAGAAUUAUGGGAUUAGAAAUGUUGGCAAAUUCUAAUGUAAAUAUCUCUGAAAGCUUUCAGGAGAUGAUGACAAACACGAUACAAUCUAGAUUCAGCGAUACAGAAGUAGAUGUUAUCAGAGCUUUACUCUCUAUUCCUACGGAACGUCUAACAACACUUCUAUCUACAGACAUAUUGAUCGACGAAUUAAAGAUAUUAUUAUCUACUUGUCACAGUAGUAGCAGGAAAAUACUAGCAAAACCAGCGUUGAAAAUUCUCCUAAAACUCUGUGAAGCUGGAGAUGAUACCAGCGUUUUUAUUAUAUCAUUGCCAUAUUUGUUUCCAAAUGAUGAUGCAGACGUAGAUAUUGUAAUGGAAGUAUUAAGAUCAAAUUUUGCCAGGAACAAUAUUUAUAUGCAACACGUACAAAAAGACUUAGGAAUAUCACCGAAUGCAGAAGCAGUUUCAUCAACAUCUUUUCACAACAUAUUAAAUUGGGAAUUAUUACCUCCAACAGACAGCAUAUUGAGCGUUAUGAAGCAACAAAUCUCUCAUGGUGAUGCAGCUUCCAUGUUUUUCAACUUAAUUUUAUUAGGUUCCGUAUGUAGAGUUCCUGUUGGAUCAUUAGAACCGCAAAUAGCUCGAGAGGUAAUAGAAAUGGCUACAGCGAUGAUUAAAAAAUUCCCACAAGUGAAAUUAUUACAGAAUUGCAACAAUAUUACGGGAAAUAAUAUACAAAUGGCCAUUGAAUUGACUUCUCAAGGUGUUCUACCAUUACAAGUAGGUACUUACGUUUUGGAAAUGGUUCACAGGCGUCUUGAUCUGAAAUCAAAUCCGAUAUUUGAUUUCGAGAACAAUCAACAUCGUAGUAAUCUGAUUUUGAGGCUUCUCGAGAUGUUUUUUGAAGGAAUAGACAAUGUAUACUGGUGCAAACAUUAUUCCCGUUGCCUACAAAUAUUUUUCCAGAGACACUUCUCCACAAUCAAAGAUCUUAUCCGUUUUCUUUCUCAAUUAUAUAUAAAACCUGUGAAGAUACAAACGUCCUAUCACUGUUUGAAAAUAACUGAAGUGUUGUUGAAUCAGUGCAAAUCUACUCAGUGGGCAUUUGACGAUAAAAUAUUUGUCACGAAUUUGUUGCUUUCAUUAGCUAGAGAGAAUAAUGAAUGUCGAAUAACAUCAUUAAAAAUUCUUAAAAAGCUCUUAAGCGCUGCUUACUUAAUGCUGGAUCCUUUCCCGUCGUUGCUGCAAGAACUUGUCGUCAGAAGUCCAGAAAUAUCUUUAGAUCCUGAUCAGUUAUCUUUGUCUCUUUAUAUUCUAUUAUCACCUGAUCCAGAUGUAUGUGGCCAACUGAAGAUAGAUUUACGAAAAAGACUUCAACAAGCGCAACAAAUGUUAUUUGAAAUUGUCACUGAUCAAGAGAGCCCUUUGCACAUUAAAUCGCAAUUGCUUGAUAUUCUAGUUUACGUCAACGGACCCACUAUACUUCAACAAUUGGUUCCUCUUGGAUUACAACUUCUAGAAAUGCUUCAAACUGACUCUAAAAAUAAGUCUGCAGGAAAUUUGUUGAAAAACAUACUUCAGAGAUUCAAUAGCACAACAACAAAGGCGCUCAACAUUGAACAAGUAUGGAAAUUAUUUGAAGCAAGCAUAGAGGAACAUAAGAUUGAAAUAAUCACAGAAUCUGGAGCACAGUAUCCGCCAAGUGCGAUUCUUUUAAAACAAAUAGGAAGUACUUUCUUUCAAGUAGCUGGAGAAACGUCUAUCGAUCUUCAGAAAAGAAUUCUAGCUAAAUUAGUAGACGUAGCCACCAAUUGUGAAAUAGGGAAUGUUAUUUCUUCAACUAAUAGAGCGAUAAGGAAAAUUCGAGUGAAUGCACAACUAAUAGUGGAUGAACUGCAAAUUAUGAAAAAUCUUAAGAAUGCUGAAUCAAAUGAUGCUAAAAUUAAGAAUAAAAGACGACUCAGUCAUGUUCAUGCUUUUCCCGAUCCAACUAUUAUCAAUAGAAGAGAAUGGAAACGCGGCGUGACUCUUUUAGAAUUCGUUCAACAAGCGAAUAAUAUCGAACACGAGGAACUGCUCUAUCCAAUUUUAUUUGAUCUGCUGAAAACAUGCCUCAGUUUCGAGGAACAGAGUCCUAUAGAAUAUAUGAACCAAUUAUUGUUAUCCACCAUUCAUCGAUUAACAGUGAAGAAGCUGCCUAUUCGCGAUGCCCAUCUUCAAGUGGAUUUAAUCACACAGUGCAUUAGAACUUCGAGAAAUCCUCAGACUCAUCAUCACGCUUUAUUAGUUUUGGUAGAGUUGUUGAAAAUUGUCGAUAUACGCUGUGCUCUUUACACCAUCAUGCCUAUUUUCACAUUUAUGGGAAGUACUGUGGUUCGCCAGGACGAUGCUUAUUCUAUUCAAAUAAUCUCCAAGACUAUCGAAACUGUAGUACCCAUAAUAAACGCGGCUGAGAAUGAAAUUCAUGCUUGCGAAGUCUUAAGAACUUUUAUCGUUUCGUUACCAGAUAUUCCAGAACAUAGGCGAACUCCGUUAUUUGUAAAGUUAUUGCAAUUAUUGGAUAAUCAUUUUCAUUUAUAUUACUUGUUGAGUUACGAGAGUCACGUUCUGUCAAGAACCAUGUCUAUUACAAAUCAGAAGACACCUGGGCAGAGAUUAGAAUUCGCUUUGCAGGUGUCCCAAGAAUUUCCACCUACAAAACUUAUUCAAGUUUGUGUAAAAUUACUUCAGUUUAUGAAAGAACUGCCUAUAGAUAUUGAAGACGAGGAAGGUAGAAAAGCUGCAAUGUUUUUUAAACAUAAACAUAUUUUUGAUGUUGGUACUAGUAGUGCUAAACAUUUAAAACAUUAUAAAUAUACCCUGAUCCAAUUUUUAAGCAAUUUAUUAUCAUCGCCUGAUUUUAUCAAUAAAGUUGCUGAACUCGAUGUUACCGAAGUAAAUAAUGUAAUACCAUAUUAUGAUCAAUUGAUCGUGGAAUUAAUCAUACUGAUCCAGAGUACUUCGAAGAAUGCCGAUAAACAUCAUGGGAAACCAUCUGCGAAAUAUUGGAAGGUUCUUUUGCAUCAUUUGUAUGAUGUGCUAGAUUUGGUGAAUAACUUAUUACCAAAUGGAAUAUUUUUAAUCAGUAUCAAACGUUUGAUAGAACACAAUCUACCGGCAGUAAAGAGGAAAGCCUUAGAGCUUCUUAAUACACGUCUUCAACAAAAAAAGUUUACUAAAGAGAAUCACGAAGAAUUGUUACAAUUGAUUGAAUCUUUAUUGAAGAUAAUACCAGCGAAAGUAAAGUCUGAAACACAGGAACAAGAGAUUGUUCAACAAACUGUUUUGAUUACUAUAAAAUUGCUGGCGAAAUUGUUGGCUGGUGAUCAUCCUAUAUUAUUCAAGCCGAUACUUGAGAUGACUACCGAACUUUUAAGUUCAAGAGAAGGGCCAGUAUUAGGCAGUGCUGCUCUUUGUGUCGCGGAAUUAUGCAGUUCUAUGCGUAUUCAUGCAAUACACUCGUUGAACAAAUUUGUACCAGCGAUUCUGCAAUUGUUAGAGGAUCACUGUAAUCAAGAUAUGCCGGAUGUAGUAGCUGUCAGUAUAGUCAGCGCAUUGCAAAAGAUUGUCGAAUCUGUAGGAAACUUUUUAUCUCUGUAUUUGGAUCAAUUACUGUUUGAAUUAGCAAGAUUGAAUUCUCUGUACACCGAUAAGGAACAUCAAAAGAUUGGCAUCAUGGUAUCACGAUUAAAUGCAACAACUCAGAAACUCUCUUCCUGCAUACCUUUGCGAAUACUACUACCAGCUGUUAAUAGAACAUAUGCAACAUUAUUAGCGAAGAAAUCAUAUCAACGUGUUCCAGCACUGAUGAAUGUGCUAGAUGACAAGGAGAUGGAUGGAUCGGAAUUAACGAUGAAUGAUGUAGUGAUUAUAGAAGAAAACGCCAGUAAAGCAUUGGUUGCUUUAACGUUAAAAUUGAGCGAGACUACCUUUAGGCCACUUUAUUAUAAGCUUUACGAUUGGGCUGCUAGAAAUCCACAACAUAAACAACGAAGUAUCACUUUCUAUAGACUUUCAGGCAAUAUAGCAGAAUGUUUAAAAUCUCUUUUCGUUCUUUUCGCUGGUCAUUUUCUCAAGCAUGCAGCAAUGUUGUUAAGUAGUAAUAAUCCAGCGUUUAUGGAGGAACCACAGGAGAUGACUCUGACUCAAGAGUCCAACAAAAUCGAGUUAGUAGAAGCUAUUUUGUUGACUCUUCACCGAGUCUUCAGUUAUGACGCUCAUAAUUUCGUCAAUCAAGAGAGAUUCGAAAUACUGGCUCAACCAAUUGUGGAUCAGUUAGAGAAUACUUUAGGCACCAUAGAAGAUUAUGAAAAGAGGGCGAAUGAAUUAAUGGUACCUUGCAUAGCAGCCUUUGCCAGUGCCAUUCCCGACGACUCUUUGCACAAACAAUUAGUAUAUCAGACGUUGUUGAAGACAAGACACUCGAAACCACACGUUAGAAGUGCUGCCUUGAACGCAUUGGUUGAAGUUGUAAGGAAGCUUGGCGAAGAUUUCAUGCCACUUCUGCCAGAAACUAUACCUUUCUUAGCCGAAUUGUUGGAAGACGAGGAUGAAGCUACGGAGAAGAACGCACAGAACGCAGUACGCAUUCUAGAAGAAAUUUUAGGUGAACCUUUGCAAAAAUAUUUCUAA